AUGCGGGUGAAGCGGCAGCGGGAGGUGCGACGCCAUGUGCGCUUCUACCGCACGAGCUGCGGCUUCCGCGAGCCGUUCAAGGCCGUCGCGGACGGCACGUUCCUGCACCACGUCACGCGCCUCCGCCUCUCGCCGCUCGCCACGUCGAUUCCCAAGCUGCUCGGAUUUCCGACACGUGUCUACAUCACACGGUGCAUUCUGGCGGAGCUGCAGCGCCUGGGGGAUGCCUUCAAGGACACGCGCUUUGCUGCCCGCCAGCUGGAGGUCGCCAGGUGCACGCAUGAGGGCGACGGGGCAGUGACAGCAUCGGAGUGCAUACAGCACCUCGUGGCGGGUGGUAACCACCAGCACUUUUUCGUUGCCUCACAAGACAUCGAACUCAAGAAGCUUCUCAAGAAGGUGCCAGCAGUGCCAAUCAUCUCAGCCAAUGGGACGUCAAUCUCCCUUGAGCCUCCUUCCCCUCUCGACCUCUCCCUCUCUAAAAAAUCGGAAUCUUCCCGGCUCGGGCUGCCCGAACACGAGCAGCAGCAGCUGCUGCUGGCGCGGGCAGCCAAGCGAAAGAAAAGAAUCGAGGAGACACAGAAAGGGCUUGUACCGACAGUGGUCGACAGGGGUUUGGUGAGACAGCAAUGCGGUGUUGCUGGGAGUGAGAGAGAAGAUGCAGCAACAGGAGGAGGGACAGGAGGCGAGGGGGAUGGUGUUGCUGGGAGUGAGGGAGAAGGGAGGGAUGGGGCAGGUGGUGCAGGGGCGGAGGAGGGGGGUGGGGGGGCAGGAGGGGUGAAUGCGAAUGCAGAUGCAUAUUUGUAUGGGUAUGAUUCGGAGGAGGAGGAGGGAGAGGAGAGGAAACCAGAGUGGAAGCGGCUGGGGUAUGUGAAGGACAGGGCCAAGUUCAAACGGAAACGAGUGAAGGGACCCAAUCCAUUGUCGUGCAAGAAGAAGGCCCGGCCAACAGUGGGAGCAGGGAGUGACGGGAAGAGACAAGGGGCGGAUGGAGAAGGAGCACGAAAGCGGCCGAGGAGACGGCGGAAGGGAGGCCAAGGGGCUGAGGGAGGUUCAAAGGGUGGAAAUGGUGGUGGCUCUGAGUAG
Messenger RNA from Closterium sp. Yama58-4, 1086 nucleotides. NCBI's taxonomy places the organism in Eukaryota, Viridiplantae, Streptophyta, Zygnematophyceae, Desmidiales, Closteriaceae. The record is from the annotation of a GenBank genome assembly.